UGAUUGGUGUGGUAAAACAGCUGUUCCAAUUUCUUAUCCGUUUCCUUCGAGGGAGUGGGUUGGGUUUAUCAUCCAUCCCACUUCUUUGAAGUAAAGCUUGAGCGUUAGUGUCCAGGUGGAUCAAGCGAUCAGAAUUUAAGAAUGUCACGAACUAUUUUGGGCGAAGCAGUUUACCCGUAGUUCCUAAAGUGACGCUCUGCAGAACCCCAUUGAGAUCGACAGAAUACCGGAACCUUUGAAUCCAGCUGUUGAAGGAGCACACCGGUGGGUGUUGCUGAUCGGAUCAGUCCUCUUUCAAGCACUUCUUGGCUUCCUUGUUAGUUUUAGUUUUGUUUUAGUUUUAUUUUAGUUUUAUAUAUAUUUUUUUUCCUGGCGAGGCUCGUCGUGUCAAGCAUUCACUGUCCUUUACCGGGAGGAUGGAGAUGGGGAGGUGGAAGGGCCUCAAUGGCUUUUUCUCCUCCGUGUUCCUGUUUUGCGUGGUCUUGGAUGUACAGCUCGAUGGUCUGCUUGGCGCCUCUCAUGAAGAGAUUGAGCACCACUUGGAGAUGGGGAAAAAACUACUGGCUGCUGGUCAGCUAGCAGAGGCCUUGUCUCAUUAUCAUUCUGCAGUAGAGGGAGAUCCCAAGAACUACUUGACUUACUACAAACGAGCAGCAGUUUUACUUGCAAUGGGAAAGUCUAAAACUGCUCUCCCUGAUCUUAGCAAGGCAAUUGAACUUAAACCUGACUUUUUGGCAGCACGGCUGCAGAGAGGUAAUAUUCUGUUAAAACAAGGAAAUACUCAAGAAGCAAAGAAAGAUUUUGAGGAGGUGCUGCGUGGUAACCCACACCAUGAAGAGGCUUGGCUACAGCUGCAGCAUAUUCAAGAGCUAGAUCAGUUAAUCCUAGAGGCAAGGAAUGCAUAUAAUCGGAAGGACUGCACUGCAGCUAUCACCAUCAUGGAGAGAGUAAUUGAGUUUUCUCCCUGGGACCCUGAAGCCAGAGAACUCCGGGCUGAGUGCUACAUUUCAAUUGGUGAGCUUCGAAAAGCUAUCCAAGACCUUCUGCCCACUACAAAAUUACGCAAUGACAAUCGUGCUGCUUUUCUUCAGCUCAGCAGACUCUACUACAUUCUAGGGGAACAUGAAGAUUCCUUAAGCCAGGUACGAGAGUGUCUGAAACUAGAUCAGGAUGAUAAAGAAUGCUUUUCUCACUACAAACAAGUGAAGAAACUGUCUAAACAGUUGGAAUCGGCAGAGCAAUACAUUGCUGAAGAAAGGUAUGAGGAUGCUGUGGAAAAGUACCACUCUGUUAUGAAGACUGAGGCCAGUGUCCAAUUCUAUAGUAUAAAAGCCAAAGAGAGGAUCUGCCACUGCUUGUCAAAGAGUAAAAAAGCCAAGGAAGCUAUAGAUGUUUGCUCAGAGGCACAUCAAAUAGACCCAAACAACAUUUUUGUUCUACGUGACAGAGCAGAAGCUUUUAUUCUCAAUGAAGAAUAUGAGAAAGCUGUGGAGGACUACCAGGAAGCUCAUUCGUUUAAUGCAGAGAAUCAUGAGAUUAAAGAAGGUCUUGAUAGAGCCCAGAAACUACUUAAACAGUCCCGCAAGAGAGACUACUACAAAAUACUGGGAGUACAUAGAAAUGCAAACAAGCAGGAGAUUAUCAAGGCAUACAGAAAGCUCGCACAACAAUGGCACCCAGACAACUUUCAGUCACAAGACAAGAAGAAAGAAGCUGAAAAGAAAUUUAUUGAUAUAUCUUCAGCUAAGGAAGUCCUCACAGAUCCAGAAAUGCGGCAGAAAUUUGAUGCUGGAGAAGAUCCCUUGGAUCCUGAAAGCCAGCAGGGUGCAGGAGGAGGUCAACAUGGCUGGCCUUUUGAGUUUAAUCCUUUUGGAUCUGGGAAUUUCCAUUUUAAGUUUCAUUAUAACUGAACUGGCAACAUUGGUGAGGGGUUUGUGGUGAUGAGGGAGGUGAUUGGACUAAAACACCACCCUUCAUCUUUUUUUUUUUCUUCUCUCCCCCAAUUUCACUUGGAUGGUGGGAAAUCUGUUUUACUGUGUUACUGGCUUGAAGCUUCUUUCCGCUGUCCUGACUGUACUUGACUCCUUACUUUUAAAUCGGAGGAAGAAUCUCUUUUCCAGCUGUAAUCCGUAAACUACCUUCUUAGGACAGCUUGGAGGUGCUGCUUUGAGGCUUUUGUUUGCCUUACAGAAAGAACAAUGAAGACACUUUUUUUCCUCACCCUUUCAAGUUUACCUUUUUACUCUUUUUGCAUUUAUCCUGUUAUUAUGUUUAUGCUGGAUUGCAGCAGAACUCCUCAGAAAUAAUCAGUUGAAAACAUUGAAAUCUACACUGAAGGUUUUUUUUUUUUUUGGUAAUAACCUAUUCAUUGGACUUGAAAUAUAACAAAACAUAUCUGAAUGUGUAGCUGUGAUAAAUUUGAUAUUUCAGCUCUUGAUUCCGGGUUGCACUUGCCUGCACUUGCCAUGUGUUUUGCAGUCUUCCUUGCCUUUAUUUAUUUGUAGGUUUUUGAUUUUUUUUUUUCCUCCUCAUACAGUCCUCUUAAUUUCUAAAGUACAUUGUAAGUAAGGGCUUAUUAAGAAAUUAAUGUAGUGUACAGCCAGAUAAAUAUGGGAAUUCAGAUUUACUUGAACCAAUCGGUCAGUGCCCAAAGCAUCAUAGUUUUCCUUUUCUAAUGUCAGAAGGCUUCUCUUUUUAUUAAAAUAGUAUUUUUGUUGUCUGGUUUGACUGUUUGCACAACAAAACUUAAUUCUUUAAUCUCAUGCCUCAAUAAAAAAAAAUUUAUAUCAUUUUAACAUU
Molecule: messenger RNA, 2799 nt
Organism: Polypterus senegalus (gray bichir)
Lineage: Eukaryota; Metazoa; Chordata; Cladistia; Polypteriformes; Polypteridae
Gene: dnajc3b
Product: DnaJ (Hsp40) homolog, subfamily C, member 3b
Exons: 12
Coding region: 417-1910 (497 amino acids)
Biological process (GO): protein folding in endoplasmic reticulum
Cellular component (GO): endoplasmic reticulum
Molecular function (GO): misfolded protein binding; protein-folding chaperone binding
Source: RefSeq, a predicted model, not a curated record